Messenger RNA from Paramisgurnus dabryanus, 7216 nucleotides. NCBI's taxonomy places the organism in Eukaryota, Metazoa, Chordata, Actinopteri, Cypriniformes, Cobitidae. The record is from RefSeq and is a predicted model, not a curated record.
CCGAUAAACCCACUAAAGAAAGAAAGAAAGAGCUCGCGUGUGAUGUGUUUGUGUAUCCUCAGUGUUUUUCUCUCUUGAGUGUUUUAUUGAGUGUAAACAGAGUCUUGUCUCUGUGUAUUUUAGUGUUGAUGAUGGAUGAGAUGUGCUGUAAAUCAGUAGGAACUGAUCUGUCCAUGCUGGAUAUUGAUGAUUUCAUCACAGAAAUCUCUCAGCUGAAGAAAGAGGUGGCGUUACUGGAGACAAAGCUGAGGUUAAGAGGAGAUGAAGGACUGAAGAGAGAGGACUCCGAGCUCAGUCUGACUUUACUCUGUUAUACUGAGUCAAAGCCCACAGACGCUCAGGACACUACAGUGUGUGACAGUAAUCAGGGCUUACAGGAUGAGGAAUCUACUGAUCAAACCUCCACAGAGUCUCUGGAUUCUGUCUGGAACGCUGGAGAACAGCAGCAGAUCCUGCAGACCAAACUCAAGAUGUGUUCAGUCAAAGUCACCGACUGCUCGAACCUCAUGAUGGAGAUCAAAACUGAACCCACAGAAGAGGAAGAUCACAUUGAGGAAGAUGAAGACAAUCAUGAUGAUGAUGAGGAGGAGGAGGAGGAGGAGAAUUAUGACAACGCUGAUGAUGAUUUUAUUCCUUCAGACGAGAAGAGUGAUUCAUGCAGUGAUGGUGAAAUAACAUCUUCAACAACAGAAGAGCAACGGACAGCACAAACUCUUUCCAGCAUCACCGGUGGAGAGACAUUGAGCUCACAGGGACAUUUAGAGAGAAAACACACAGAACAGAAACUCUUCACCUGCAGGAAAUGUGAGAUCAGCUUUCCUACCUUACAAGAACAGAGACGUCAUUAUUCAAAAGUGCACAGAGUGAGGAAGAAGAAGCAGUAUCAUUGUGAGCAGUGUGAUGAAGUUUAUUCCUCCCUUUCUAAACUGAAAGUUCACAUGAGGACACACAGUGGUGAAACGCCGACAUUCAGCUUAGAGAAACAUGAACACACAGAUCAGAAACUUUUCACCUGCAGAAAAUGUGAGAUCAACUUUACUACCUUACAAGAACAGAGACGUCAUUAUUCAAAAAUGCACAGAGAAAAGCACUGUGAGCAGUGUGGUAAAGGUUAUCUCUCCAUUAGUAGUCUGAAAGUUCACAUGAUGACACACAGUGGUGAAAGACCGUUCCAGUGCAGUAAAUGUGACAUGCGUUUCAGAACCAGGGAUACUCUUAUUGGUCAUGAGAGAAUUCACACGGGAGAAAAACCAUACAAGUGUCCUCACUGUGAGAUGAGUUUCAGCCAAAAAGCCUAUCGGAAGAAACAUGUGUUUUUACACACCAAUGAGAGACCGUAUCAGUGCAAUCAAUGUGACAAAGCCUUUAGGGAUUCAGGUUGUCUAAAGAUACACCAAAAAAUUCACUCCGAGAAACUCCAUCAAUGUUCACAUUGUGAUAAACGUUUCCGUCAUAAAUCUUAUCUGAUACGUCACGAGAGGAUUCACACUGGAGAGAAACCUUACCUGUGCUCUUACUGUGGUAAAAGUUUUUCAAGUUCAGGUACUUUUAAAGUUCAUCAGAGAGUUCACACUGGAGAGAAACCUUAUCCGUGUAGUGUUUGUGGGAAGAGUUUUACUAAACAUUACGGUUUAGUGUCACACCGGAGAACUCAUACAGGAGAAAGACCUUACAAAUGCUCUUUGUGUGAGAAGACGUUUACUCAAGCGGUUCUCCUGAGAAUCCAUCUGAGAGUUCACACUGGAGAGAAACCUUACCGAUGCUCCAUCUGUGGAGAGAGAUUCGCUAAUGUAGGACCUUUUAAGACUCAUCAGAAGAAACAUGUUCAAAACGACCUAACCAACAAAAAAGACUCCAAAUGUCUGAACAGUAGAAUACAUUAAAUAUGUAUUGAUUAAAUAAUUGUUCCCUUACUACUGGCUCUGUCCCCUUCUCACUUAAAAUUGCUGUAGUCACCUCAGUUUAAUAUGUCCAGCAGCCAUAUCACCCUGUAGCCCAAGACCUGUUGCCCACUGAAGCUAAGUAGGGUUCAGCCUGGUCAGUAUUUGGAUGUGAAGAUCUCUUGGGAAAACCAGGUUGCUGCUGGUAAAAGUGUUAGUUGGAUCAGCAGGGGGUGCUCACCCUGGACUGAAACCAUACUACCAAAAAUCACUAAUGACAUCUUGGUAGCUGCUGACUCUGUCUGUUUCACCGUCCUUGUUUUACUUGAUCUGAUUCUGAGCGCUGCUUUUGAUACUGUUUUACACAUGUUCUUAUCUGUCUCUGGUUCUGCUCUUUCAUAGUUUGUUUUUAUCUCACCGAAAGAAACUUCAUCUCAAUGUACAAUUUUAAAUCUUCCAUUGCCCCACUUAUGUAAGGUGUUCCUCAAGGCUCAGUUCUUGGUCCAUUACUCUUUCUAGUUUAUGUACUGCCCCUUCAUCAUAUUAUCCAUUGACAUGGUUUUAAAUAUCACAGUUAUGCAGGUGACAUUGAAACCUUUUUUUACUGCCUCAUCUGUUGAUUCAACUUCACUUUCCGUUUUAAAUGAAUGCAUUUCUGAAAUCAAAACCUGGCUUCACAUUAACAUUCUUAAAGAGGCACUCCACUUUUUUGAAAAUAUGCUCAUUUUCCAGCUCCCUUAGAGUUAAACAUUUGAUUCUUACUGUUUUGGAAUCCAUUCAGCUGAUCUCCGGGUCUGGCGCUACCACUUUUAGCAUAGCUUAGCACAAUCCAUUGAAUCUGAUUAGACCAUUAGCAUCCUGCAAAAAAUAAUCAAAGAGUUUCAAUAUUUUUCCUAUUUAAAACUUGACUCUUCUGUAGUUACAGCAUGUACUAAGACAGACGGAAAAUUUUAAGUUGCUAUUUUCUAGGCCAAUAUGGCUAUGACUAUUCUCUCAUUCUGGCAUAAUAAUCAAGGACUUUGCUGCCGUAACUUGGCUGCAGGAGGCACAAUGAUAUUACGCAGUGCCCGAAAAUAGUCCCAUGCCAUUGAAAGAUAGUAAGGGAACUAUUUCCGGCUGCUGCCUAAUAUCAUUGUGUAUUCGAUUACCAAUGUCGUAUUGGUCCACAUCGGUCAUUGCACGGGGAUUCAAACACAAACUUGACCAUACUAGAGUUUGCGGCUAAAGCAAUUUAGCAAAGUCGCUCCUGCAUUUUCUUGCUAAAAAGGUCCCCAUGUACUUGUAGCUCUCCAUAAUCGUCUAUAUACAACUUAAUACAAAACUCAAACUGUAUUCAAAUAAACACUAUAAUAAUUCAGUCUAGCUCCUUUUAGCCGCUUAUUGUUAAAUCAUUUGACUAUAUAACAGCUUAAUUAUAGCAGAGAUAAUUAUGACUACUACCCUGAUAGCCCAUACGACUGCACAUCAACUUAGUUAGAGGUAGAACUUAAUUAGCAUGUAUUAACCCCGAUCCCAGAUAUGUGGUAACAAAGAUAUAUCGUAAUACCUUAUAGUAACUCAGAAGAGUCAAUAAUACAAAGCAAAUCAAAAUGGAUGCAAACAUAACAAUUUAUUAACCAGGUAGGAAAAACAUAAUUCAAAUGCAAAUGUAUAUUCCAAUUCAAAUACGAAAUAAUCAAACAAAAAACCAUUGCAUACCUGGUAAUGAUGAAGAUCUGGUUACAUAUUUAUCAAAAUAAAAUAUAUGAUGCUGUAUCGAAGGCACAGCAUCAUGGGGGUUCCUUUCUACAUAUAGAAAAUCCCACCUGAAUCUUUCACCAUUUUCCUUAAAUAUCCAGAGAACAAAGCAUUGUGAUAAUGAUGUACUGAUUGCUUCUUGUAAACCCAGGGGUGUUGUCUAAUAUACAUACAGUGGGUGAUUGGUUAACAUGUCUAAGGUAGGAGGUGUCUCUCAACAUUGAGUAAAGUUUGCUUACACUUUAACGUUGAAUUCUGUUUUCAUAUGAGUGAGACCAUUAUAACCACUUGCAUUGUGACAUUUCAAUUGAAAACCAAUAAGAUCUGUUUCAGAUUCUUUGUGCAUGUAGAAUGUAGCAUAUACAGUUUGCUUUGAGACAAUGAGAAUAUGGAUGUAUGACACCCUGAAGGUGUGAUCAUUGAAAAACAAAUGUGGUCUCCGUUGGAAGUUCACUGUGAAUCAUAAGCGCGUUUCACACAGACAUUCCGUAAAAUACACGGGACACGCAUCCUGGAAUUUUCCGGGACCAUUUGAUUUUUUUGUUCAUUCACACUGACAUGAUUAGCCGGCAUCUGAUGGUCCCGGGAAGACACGUGACCUGUUGAAAGUCCCGUCCUCUCUUCUACGCAGCGACUGAAGUUUGCAAAUUAUUUAUUAUUUCCCUCUCCAGAAACCACUCGCGUGCAUUUUUGUUUAUGAUAAGACUACAAAGGAGCGCGUGAAUGCACAGUUCUAUUCUGGUGAAUGAUCUCAGCUUCUGAUUUCUGCUUUAACACAGUUUUCAGACAUUUCUCAUCGUGAUUGUUUAUAUGCAUUUAAAACCCGCAAUUUGAGGUGCUGAACGAUAUAUCUUGUUAGGAUGACGCGCGGGUAUUUUCCUGUAUUAUUGCUCAAAUGAGCACGUGACGCAAUAUUCUUUUAUGCUGCUGAAUGAUCUCCGUUUCAACGCAGUAAGUAACGAGCUAACUUACCUGAUAUCUGCUUCAGUCCAGUUUGCCGAUAUUUCUCGUCGUGAAUGUUGUAAAUCCCUCAUUUUAAAGAGUUGAACCAACUUCAUGAUGCCAUGACACGCGCGUCCUCACUACGGCACGUGCGUCAUUGUUUAUGAGUCUCAUUUAUCAUUUCCUGAUAACUGCUUCAAUCUAGUUUGCAACAUUUCUCGUGGUGAAUGUUUAUAUGCAUGUUAUCUCUCGUUUAAGGAGCUGAACCAUAACUUUUGUUGUGAUGAUGCGCGUGUCCUCACUACGUCACGCCCAUUACGGCAUUCUUUCGGCUUCUUGUUCACACAGAGGGUUUUCCGUAUAUCUGACUAGGUCCUCUUUCCGGCAACGAUCCCAGAAGAUUAACGGGACGAGUUUGUGUUCACACAGAUGCUUGUCUGGCAAUUUUACGGGUAUUUUCUGGGACCAAAGGUCUGUGUGAAUGGGGUUCUAGAGUGUUUUUCCCGGGUAUUCACGGUGCACCCAUGCUGUGUUCUUUGGGGGAGUGCUAUCUUUAUUCAUGAAAUUGGCCUUACUUAAAUUUGAAGUAGCUUGAGUUCAUCUAGCCACUUGUCCCAUUUUUGUGGAAAGGCUGCAGGAUUUUCUUUGUCCCAUCCACAACUCAUUCUGUACAACUUUUGUCCAAUUCUUUUAGGAAUCUCUCCAAAAACUGUAUCAAGAAGAAUAUUGGCUUGUUUCUCAAUGAAAUCAGCAAAGUCUGACCUUCUUUGAGAGCGUUCAAAAAAUGCCGUUUUAUCUCUCCACGUUUCUCGUGGUAAAUUCAAUUCUGCCAUGUUAGCCAGAUCUUGCAACAUCCUCUGAGGUAGAUUGCAUACCUGUACAAUGCUUUUCCAUCGUCAGGACGAAUGUUACUCAAUUUUAAAGCUUUUUCCAUGUAUGCACUAGCAAUCUUAAAUUCAUCUCCAAAAUGGUACUUUAAUAAACGUUUGGCUUCAGCAUAAUCUCUGCUAGCAUUCCUGUACAGCAGGGACGGGCAACUUCGGUCCUGGAGGUCUUGCAGAGUUUAGCUCCAACCAUAAUUAAACAUACCUGACGCACCCAAUUAAGGUCUUACUAGGCAUACUAGAAACUUUUAGGCAGCUGUGGUGAGGAGCUAAAGUCUGCAGGACACCAGCCCUCCAGGACCGAAUUUGCCCAUCCCUGAUGUACAGACAACUUUGAACAAGUCCCUUUGGUUCACCUGCUGUGAACUGUUCUAGAUAAUACAAGUGAAACUUGUUUCUGCUGGGUCACAAAGCAAGUUGGCUAAAUCGCUUUGUCUUUGCAAAACAGGACCAAGAUCAACACCAGCGAUGUUGGUGUAUGUAGUUGCAUCAUGCUGCUGGUCAAUAUGUGAUGUCAUGAUUGUAGUUGCAGCUGUUGUUUAAUUAGUAGUAAGCUUGGGAACUCUUCUGAUCCUCGUAUUAUGUAGAGGAGAUGUUUCAGAAUCAAUGAAUAAAGACGAUUUUUCUUCCAAGGCCUUAUCCAGGUUUUCAGCAUUGUAUUAACAGAUGAAUGAAAACUAUGCAGUUCACUUGCUUCAGAGAUUUCCAACACUUUUAGUUUUGCAUUAGCAGCAUCUAUUUCAGACUGCAACUGAAGAGCUUCCAUCUUAGAUUCCAGCUUAGCUUUUUCAAACUUGAGUGCCUGUUUCUUUUUAAGAGCUUUAGCCCGGGCAAGUAAAGCUGCUGUAUCUGCUGCAAUUUUUAUACGAGCUGACAGAAUUGCACUGUUUCUAGAUUUACUUGAUCCUUUUGAACUUUUAGAAAUAUUAGAUGCAUUAUCAAAAGGCUCAAUCAAAGUCUGUGGAUUGGUUAUUUUCCACAGCUCCAGUUCAACCAGUCAAUCCUUUUGUUUUUUUGACAUCAUCAGAAAAAAGCAAUUGUACCGACUCAUGCACUUGAUAAAACUCAUUUAAAGCUCUUUGAUCAACCAUCAAAGCCUUUCAUUCAUUAUUUUUUCUUGUACAGGCCCUCUGCGCGAAGCACUGAAUGAUUUAAAACUCUCCAUUGCAAUUUCAGUACUUUCAUUCUCAGUCAUUAUAAAAACUUCAGAAUGUAGUUAUUUGUCACGAAUAUGUCACUUGCAACAACUUGCAUCCAAAACACUGGACUGCCAUUAUCAACUUCAAACUCCACAUGUCCACAUGCGAUCUUAAUUUGAACACUCCAAAGUUCACAAAUAUCUUUCAAAUUAUGAAAUAUCAGAAUGUCAAAACCAGAUAACUUUAAUGUGUCUUUAUGACUUUUUUGACUUAAAUUUAGCGGAACAAAUAUAGUGAGUCGCUGUUCAGAGGGGAGAGCACAAUUGACGUGUAGUCUGAAUUAAUCUUAAACAUUUAUUUUGAUGGAAAACAAAAUAGAAUAGAAAACAUACAUUCACAUCCCUGCAGGGAAACACGGUCAGAUAAUUGUAUCCGCUUCCCCUUACUGAACUCCACCACCUUUCCUUAUCUAAAUACAUAAUUGUGAUGAUAUAAUAAAAGUUUCAAUUCAAAACAUUCAAAAUUAGUAAUCAUACAAUCAGAAAUAAUUCACAAAUAAUAAUAAUCAAACUUAGAUUUAAUUAUAUUCCAUUUUCCAUUGAAUCAAAAUGUGCAAAUAAAACCGAAAUGGGAA